CAACGCCACUCUAGGUCAUGGAGGCAGGAUUGACUUAAGUGUGGUUUUUUGUCCAUACACCGCCAACUUAUUUUCGAUAUUUCACUGUAUCAAAAUGGCAGUCCCAGAACAAAAUAGUUCCAGACAGUUCGAGCGAAAGAAAACAAAUUUCAAAGGUAUCAAACAGGUCUUAAACGCGGAAUCUCAAGUAAGAUUUAUAUUUAACACUUCAAAUUCUAGUUAGUAAUUUGCGUUUCCCAUCGUAUAUAAAAACACCUAGCACUAAAUAAUAUCUGCUUCUCAUGGUAGAUAUAUGGAUUUAAAAUAACAAUACUAUUCGAUCGACUUAGCAUGAUGAAAUAUUAAGUGAUCACACACCAACUUGUAAACGUCAAAUGGAAGGUCGGACUAGCAGACGGAACAAAAACGAAUGUAGGGUACGCCACUCUAGAUGCUACAUUGAAGCCUAUAUUACCAGGGUAUGUUUAGCGCAAGUAUCAACUACUCGUAAACACGAUUAAAGUUUUCUUAGUUUGACUUUCCAACAAAUCCAAGCACCACCCCAGAUCACUUCGGCAUAAAAUUAGAGAGGUUAAAUCUAAGCUAUUUCUUUUACCUAUCUCAACCAAACGCUUACCAAUAAAAGAUGGAUGUUUGUCAAUUUUAAUAAGUUGUAACUAUAUCAGCUCUCCGUAGUACUGGAUUGUUUUUCUUGCAUAAGGUAGUAUGAUCAGUACUUAAAAUCUACUUUAUUAUGCACCAUAGAGCUGAUAAGCUUAUUGUCGUUGCACUGGAAUAUUCUUUCGCUCAAACACUAAUAUCUCUGAUGUCGGAAUAAGGAAUUGUUUCCUGUCGAAAUUAACUGGAUUUCUGGCCGAGGAUAGCACUGAGACUAGGUACUUCUGCUGUCUGCAGAUAUUGUUGUAAAAGUCAAAUUUAUUAGCCAUUCAAUUGUAUUGUAGCCACGCAUUGCUUUUUAAUUAUCAAGAAAUGCGUUUUAAGCAGGUUAAAUUCUUGUUGUGUAACAUUUCCUUACACGCGAACAUUGUAUAAGUAGUCUAGCUAAUUUAUCUAGAUUCAUGAGUUUGUACCUAGAUUAGAUUGAUAAAUCAACCAAUUUAAGUGCUCACAUGGUGGGUUGUCCUUUAAAAUAUUGUCGCAAAUUAGUUAUUAAAUCCACACAGAACUUUUGCUUAUAUGUUAGUCAUAUGUAACACUCAACAGUUGCAUCAAUUUAUACAUAAAUCCAUCCAGUUCAUUUUCAUCUGAAAACCAUAAUGUAGUGGAACUAAGCUUGUUUUUCUCUUAUGACUCAUACUUCUAUCUGUUACGCAAAAAGCAUCAAAACUAAGCUGGAGAAGUCUAUGUUAUGAAGUAUCUAGUAACAUAGUUAAUCUAUCUAAUCUUGAAAGUAACGUCACAAAUUCUCGUUUGUAUUGUUGAGUUAGCGUAACAUAAAAUAUGGGAAUUUAUUGACCCAUAAACGACGCUGAUUUUAGGAUAUUCAUGUUGAUUAACUAUGAAAUUACGAACAUGAGAGAAUUACUGUCUACUGCGCUAUAUGGCGAUUCAAUAAAUCAGUGUAAUUAAAUGAAUAAGUACGUUCCAGUAUAUCAAAUUCGUGUGUACUCAUGUUUUGAGGGCUAAUUUUUGUACCUGUUCGCUCCUGUGUAAGUAAAAUAACUUUCAGACUAUGCAACUAUUAUGAAGUUAUCAGCAAGUGUCUGUCAACCUCUGGUUCUACUACAAUUAAUCUCUGACCGACAUAGUGAUGUGAGGCUAACACUAGCAAAAUACAGUUUCCUGUGACAGCUUUAAGAGUAUCGUGAUGCUUCGCAUUUGCUAAGUAAGACUAUUGACUUAUAACAUGCGUGCCUACCCGACCAAUGUAAACUCGAUUGAACAUACUAUCUGCAUCGACCCCGACUUAUUGUUUGUUGCGGUAACUCCCAUUGAGAAUUUUCCUCCCGAUUAUUCAUUUCUGUUGUUGCGGAGAACAUAUACUCUAUCGGUUAAUACAAUCUGGGACGAAAGCUUGUUAAAACAUUGCCACGUAAGACGAUCCACCGGUGGUUUGGGUAUUCAACUACUCAUUAUUAGGUCAUGAAUUCAUAGUGAUUCUGUUGUGGGCGGUAUGUAGAUUACCGUUCACCCAUACAAUCGCCGAAACCCACUUUCUAAUAAAUAAACUAACACGCUAUUAAAUCUAUUACUUUCUAGACUAAUGUUCAUUUGUUUUCAACUGCAGGUUAGCUAUUCACCAGAUGCUGUUCUUUACAAUCAUCUGAAUGCACCACCAUGCAUUUGUCCACCUAUGAAAGUUUCUGAUUUAAGUGGGAUACCAACCGCUUAUACAGAUCCGUUGACAAAACUAAAUUAUGCAACUUGUUCCGAGUUUAAAAGAAUACGUAAUUUGCCUCAGCAUAUCGUUAAUGGGUACCUGGCUUUGAGAGGAGUAUCUAAUAUUUGAUAACAACAAUGCACUAUUAAUUUUUAAUUCGGGAAGUAUCUAUUUUUUGUUUGUGUAUGAUAUUGUUCAUUCAAUUGCAAUAGACGCUCCAACCUCUUCCAAUACUUUCUUUAUUUGCUCAGCUUCGUCCUUGCUCACGUCAGUCUUUAUAUUGGCAGGCGCACUCUAAAAGACAUAAUUAAGGUUAUCAAUUUUUUAAAGCUAGCAGUGUGUAAAUAUAACGUCAUUGAGUGUACUUAGGAAAGCGAAUUAGCGGCCUUAAUAUUAAAAAAACUAGGUGGGUGGGUACUUUUAAAUCUAGAGUGGUUGUCUAGUGCAUCCAACUGUUACUCGUUUUUUUAUUAAUAGCAAUACUUGACAAUAUAAAUGUGCGCUUUUCUACAUAAUAAAGUAAUUAAAUAAAAGUGCCUAAUCGACUGACAAGGUAGUUGAGGCAUGUGCUACGCAUGCCUAGUUACAUCAUCCCUGCGCAAUUCACUAGCUAUCACCCUUGUAUCGGGGACUAGAUGAUAUGACUCAAAGUUGGCUACACAUACAUUCACACUAACUAUAUGCAGGCCCUAAACAACAUUCCAAGCUGCUCUUCCCCCGAUUUUGCUUGUCAUUUUUGCUUUUAUAUACAGCUUUUUACAACUGUUCUUAACUUUAUGUACACUACACUCACUUCUUACCGUUGUACUGACGUAAAGAAGCAGGCAGACACGGACUGAUAAACACCAUAAGAUAAGGUGUCGAAAAUUAAACAACUGCUAACUUGAACUUACUUCUACAAACUUUUUAGCUUGUACAAGAUUCAUCUCUGGAAUAACUUGUUUGAUCUCUUUAAUAAGUUGAAUUUUCUUUGCUGCAUCAAAUUUCACUAGUUUGACUGAAAAUGCUGUUUUCGUAGGCGCUUGUUGUUCUUCAAGCUCUUCGGGAGGUUGGUUUGUUGGCGCUUGAACCAUCAUAGGCAUCAUGGGCCCGGCAUUCUACAUAGACAC
This is a messenger RNA of Schistosoma margrebowiei, 3429 nucleotides long. The record is from the annotation of a GenBank genome assembly. Lineage: Eukaryota; Metazoa; Platyhelminthes; Trematoda; Strigeidida; Schistosomatidae.